AUGGGGCGGAAUCCGAUCUGCACUGUGUACAUAGGUAAACUUGAUUGUGUUGGGCAUUUGGCUUCGAUUUAUUUCAUCUUGCCUUCGGUGAUGAAGCUGUGGUCGAAUGUCGGCAUUUUAGCGUAUAAUGCGGACUUGGUGGUGGCGUUUCUUUCUUGCUUAAGUUGGCGUUGUUCUAUCUUCCGAGUCAUGCUCUUCGACGUGAAGGAGACAGAUGAUGUUCGUGAUUUAUCCUUAUAGUAGUCUCGGUUAUGCUUUGACAAGCUGCCCCUGCCCUGGAAUACGCGCGAUAAGGGCUUCUUCACGGAGGUUCUGAUUUCCUCUCUCUAUCCUCGCAAUCGUAUUACUUGAUCCCACCAUGGUUUCACGCUGUGGUUUCUCACGUUGCGUUUGAGAAUGGUAGCCAGAUAUCUUGCGGCUGUGUGGGCACUUUUUCAAAAUCUAUUCACUACAAACUGUACAAUCUUUGCUCUAAACAAAGAAAAAAUGCUGCACGACAUCGUGAGAGGAUAUGCCGAUUUUGGCUGUAUCACGACAUCUAAUUCCAGCGUGUUGCGUGUCCAUUUAACCCCCUGUUGUUAGUUAUUGAGGAUAUUCGACCCCUUGUUGUGCGGUCCUAAUUACCUCCAAUCUCACCCAUGGUUUAUUUUAAAAGGCUUGGAAUGAAUGAUAACUCUGAUAAGUCUACUGACCUGGCUGGCCCAGUUUUUUGUAUGUUUUUAUGGGGCUGCACAAAAUCUUCCAUGCGGAUUAACUGAGUAGCUCUCCAAAGGAAGAGGGAUUUAUUUACAUAAUCAUUGUUUCAUCUGAAUUUUGUGUAUGCUCUUAAACAUGAAUUUUGUGUACACUUGCCACGUUUGCAAGACCUCAUUUGCAAACCUAAUUUGCGUAUCAAGUUGGUAUCCAUAAGAUUGUCAUCUUACAUGUGGGAAAUUGACUAUUCACCGAAAUUCAGACAUCUAGAGGGGGAAAAAUAACCCAUUUUUUGGUCUCUCCUUUUUCUUUUAAAUGUAAUAAUAGAGACUGAUACAGACAGAGGUAUCCUUAAUUGAGGCAUCCUCUUCUUAUCAGCUGUGUCCUGAUGGGUAAUGCUUAUUCUGGAUCUGGAUUGGUGUGAUUAUCCGUCACCCUGAAUUUUCUUUCCUCUUGUAUAUAUUCGGUUGAGAUCUGUGAUUUUGUAGAACUAGAAUAUGUGUUCCAUUUUUCUAAUUAACUUCCCUACAAAGUUUAUCGUCCCCACAUUUGGUUUGUGUCUCAUAAUCCCCAAUCCUUCCCUUUUAUCCAUUUGUUGAUUCAUCUUUUGGAUGCAUUUCUUUCCUUCAUCGUUUUUGGGUCUAGCAUGGGCACUGUGUUGAUUUUGUUCUUGAUUCUGUUCACUUCAGGUAAUCUGGAUGAGAAGGUGACUGAUCGGAUCUUAUAUGAGAUCCUUAUCCAAGUGGGCCAUAUAGUCGAUCUAUUUAUGCCUCAGGAUAAGGAGGCGAACCGUCACAAGGGUUUUGCCUUUGCUGAGUUUGAGACUGAGGAGGUUGCAGACUAUGCUGUAAGGCUAUUCUCUGGCAACGUCCGUCUGUAUAACAAGACACUGAGGUUUGCGGUGCGUUAUUGAUCAUUCCUUCACCAAGUUACAUCAUGCUUUUUCUAGUUUUUUGUUGAUUGUCUCACCUGAGCACUGAUAGGAAAUCCCACCUCCCCUUCCGUUAGAGUUCUCCAAAAUUAUCUUAGAUGAGCGGUGCUCAUUAUCCUUGAAAUCUUCUCAUUCUGAACAGAUUUCCAGCCAAGGUAAGCCCUCCCUGAGCAAUGAUACCCCUUCAACACCCAGGCCAAACUCACAUGCGUCUGUGAAGCCUCAUCCUCUGCACUUUAGAAAAACAGAAUCACUCCAGGAUUCUCUGCAGUCGCCCAGUUGCAGGGUUUUGGUUAGCCUCCAGUGACCCCACGUUGUCUUCCCCUAGGUGAUCUUCUUCCAUGGAUCUAUAUUACCCUCCAGUCACCCUCCACAUUCGACAUUGAAUUUUUACUGCUCACUGGGUUCUCACUCGUAGGCUGACCUCACAGCAUCUUUGGCUGGGUGCAUCGGCAACGGGGCAGAUCCCUGCGAUUUCGAUUACUGUAGAAGGUUUCUUGGUUCAAUUGCAUGCAUGCAAUGCCGAAUGCCUGGGUUCUCACCAUCUGGGUGCCCAUCACCAUCAGUGAGAUGCCUUAGAACAAGGUGGCCUAGGUUUACACAUGGAACUUCCUGUUCUGUGCAUACCCUUUGUGUGGUAAAUUCUGACUAUCUCUCUCUCUCCACUGUAGAGUGCUUAUUCCUCUUUGCCUCUGGUUAA
This is a messenger RNA of Spirodela intermedia, 2324 nucleotides long. Lineage: Eukaryota; Viridiplantae; Streptophyta; Magnoliopsida; Alismatales; Araceae. The record is from the annotation of a GenBank genome assembly.